Pocillopora meandrina is the source of this 16541-nucleotide messenger RNA. The record is from the annotation of a GenBank genome assembly. Lineage: Eukaryota; Metazoa; Cnidaria; Anthozoa; Scleractinia; Pocilloporidae.
AUGAUUGGAGGGUGGAAAAACACACAGACAUUUUUCGCAAAAUGUAAUAGAUUCGACACUGUGGAAAAGAAAUGGGAAGAAAUCGCUGAUAUGCAGGAAGAAAGAGGUGGCCCUUUUGGGGUGGCCACUCGAGAGAAAAUCUUCGUCGCUGGAGGGAUAAACAGUAGAAUAAGAUUAAAUACUUCCGAGGUGUAUGAUAUUUCAACUAAUGAAUGGCAACUUUUUCAAUGCCUAAACGUUCCUCGUUAUUAUGGUUGUAUGGUACAACUGAAUGGAAAGCUGUACGUGCUGGGUGGAAUGAAAAAGGACAAACAAAAUGAACUGUGUGUUGAAUACUUUGACACUGCUGAGGACAAAUGGAUUCAAAAGACAACCAUACCCGUGAAAAGCAUCUCUGGAGCAGAUAAUUCGUUUAUCGGAUGUGUAAUGAGGCUUUCCAAAGGAGCCCUAGACGAACUAAGUGUUAUAGAUGUGUAGUCUCAAAGUCAAUUUACGACUUUAGCAAUGCUGACAAUGCACACUAUAUAAGGACUGGUCAUGGGGAGGGGGGGGGAUGGGGGUUGAAGAAUUUGGUAGUGUUACGACUUAAUUUACCUUUCCCCCUCUGGUAGUCAAUAGGCAGUCAUUUUUCUAUAGUCGCGUCUUUAUGCUCUGUUGGUGAUGACUAAUACCUCCUCCGUUCUCCUUGAAAACGAUGUGAUCCAAACCCCCCCCUCCUCUCGGACCAUAAGAAAUAUCUGGGUCCUUUAGUAUAAGAUUUGACUCAAGUAAAAAGUUGAAGUCCUUAAGCGUUUGUCAAAUUCAAUCAAUAAUUCCAUUGAUAAUAAUUAAGAAGCAAAUGCUUCACAACCAAGAAUGGAACUCGUAGUACAGGGGAGAAAUUGUAGAAAUAGCAAUUGUAAAAUAAACUAAAGGUUUCUUGUGCCUAAUUAUACUACAAAAAAAUACAAUUAAAAAUGCCGAUUUGUGCGACAAAAACAAAAAUCGAAGAUAUAGAGUGUUUUGCCUGAUUGAGUUUCAAUUAUUAUGUCACAACUAUUAUUGGAACCGCAAAGGACCUCUGAGCCGAGGGUAGCAUGAUCCCGUUUCCCGCAAAAGUUUUCGAAAAGCAGACGCGUCUUGAGGUUUUCACUUAACGGAAGAAGAACUUCACGGGUCACGUAUACUUCAGGAGGCAAAUCACGCCUCAGGCUGGUUCACAAAUUCACGCAAGAGAAUAUAAACUUGUAUUCUCUUGAUUCACGUACGUAGCACACUCGCCUUUCUGCAAAAAUUGGCGCGUCACAUGAAUUUUGGCAUCAAUCACGCAUCUCGUUAACCAUUUGCCACCAUCUGAGCAGUUUUUUACAAUUCUCAAAAUUUUUGUCGAUUUUGGCUAGCAUGUAUUCUCCUUUCUUUCAAGUUCAAGUCAUAUUUUGUUUAUUGAGUGGUGCCAGGGUUCAUGCAAAUCAUAGAAAUCCUGGAAAAUCUUAGAAUUCCAUCUCUCACGGGCAGGAAGAUCUUUAUUUCACAAUUUGAGAAAAUCCGGCGGCCACUUAAUUUGUGGUCAUUUGGGCGAAUCAAAGCAUCAUCGAACCCUAACUUGGUAACUAAGUCGGUUCGAAGGAUUUAAAGUGCAAGCCCGACGGUUUGAAAUAAGUGGCCGAUAACACUAAUGGUAAAAUGCUGUGAUCAGUUGUUCUCUUUUACAUCCAAUCAAGAUACAGAGAUAUAAGAGUUUUUUAAUCGCUGGUCAGGAAUAAACUUUAAUUCGCUUAGAUUCUCCCGAGGUGGCUGUGGUAAAUGGAGGCAUUUAUGUUGUUGAAUUUGGAUACGAUUCGAUGGAAACUGCUGUGAAAAGAUACGAUGCGAAGUUGUGCGCAUGGGAUACACUUCACUUAUUUGAUGAAUUGUGUGGAGAAAAAGCUUGUAAUGUUGCUGCUGGCAGCCAUCUGUAUAUCCAUCGCUAAGGCUGAGAGAUUUGACACCAUGGAAAACAAAUCACAUGAAAUUGCAGACAUGCUGGAAGGAAGAAACGAUGCUUUUGGAAAAGCUUCUUAAGAGAAAUCUAUGUCACUGGAGGAUUCAAAAUGGGGAAAAAUUGAAAACUUGUGAGAUUUACGAUGCGUCAGCAAAUGAGUGGCAACUUAUUGCAAGCCUAAAUGUUUUACAUUAUCAUGGUUGUAUGAUUUGUUUGAAUGGAAAGCUGUUCGUACUGGGUGUAAGAAAUGAGAGAAACCAAAGUGAACUGAGUGUUGAAUGUUUUGACAGUGCUAGGGACAGCUGGAUCCUCACAGAAAAAAUACCAGCGACAAAUUAUAUAAACCCGUCGAUUGGCUGCAUUCUUAGACUCACCAGAAAACUGCUAGGCAAACAUAAGGUUCUUGGGUAGUAGUCCCUCAAACACUUUAAAGCACUGACAUAAGGAAGCUUUUUAAGCUUAAAAGUAUGAGGUUAACGACAACAGACGAGCCUACGAUAGAAUUUAAAUCUGGAAGUUAAUAACGUUCACUGAAGAAAUAAAUCGAAGAUCACAGUUACCAAUUGAUCACAAUUGCUGUUUUACAUCACCAAAAAGCAAGGAAAAAGCUUUUAAAUACAACUGAGUAAAAAUCACAUGUAGUUGUAAUCUCACUCACUCACUCACCCAUGCCCAUUAUGCCGUGUGACAUGUAGGGCGGGUACGAAGAUUCGCCAAGUCUGUCGGUUCCGGGCCAGCUUCUGAAUGGUACCCCAAGUGUGUUGCAUGGUCUUGAGCUCUACUUCCACAGUUCGGCGCCACGUGUUUCUUGGUCUUCCCCUCGUGCGCUUUCCUUCAGGUGUCCAGUGAAGGGCUGUGCGAGUGAUGUUGUCCUACUCUCUUCUCAUGACGUGCCCAAUCCAUCCCCAUCACCUUCGCAUGAUGAUGGUCUCCAUGCUGUCUUGAUUGCAGCGGGCAAUCGAGUAGCUGUUGGUUGGAGAUGGUGUCAGGCUAAAAGAUUUGCACGAUUAUCCUGAGGUUCUUUAUGUGGAAGACUGACAGCUUGGUGAUGUCGCUCUCUGUCAUCCUCCAUGGAGUUAUAAUGCAUGUUUAUAAUUGAAUCUUUUGUACAAAUCUCACAUUUGCUCAUUUCUAAUUUUUUAGUGGAUUUGCAAUCCUUAAGAACUCUUCUUUUAUUCGCAGCUCUGUUUUAAUAUAGAUUUGCGAUGCGAGUUGAAGCGAAAUUUACGUGAAAUUCCCGGGAAGGAAGAUUACCGUUCAUAACUCAAUAGUUGUGCUAAAUUUGAGCCAAGGUUCUCCUUCCUUCCUCAUCUUUGCGCCCUCUGCACGUUUGAACAAUUAAAAUUAGUAUAUCUUUUUAUAUAUUUCUUUCCGGGAAUAUGUCUUUAGGAUAUUUUCUCAAAAUAGUUCAGCUUCUGUCUUCAUCUCUGUCUCUCAAGAUUCUGGCUACAGCCCUUUCGGGUCCUCUUAGGGCUAUACGUUAUGUUGGCUAAUCGUCCCCAAUGUCUUCAGGGGGACUCGGAAAAAGAAAAUCAAGGGGGCUCAUGGAAAACUGGGAACCAGCUUUGCAGCUUUCGGUAUUUUUGCUGAGUAUUCAACAAUAUCAGAAAUGUUUGAGCAGAAACUGCUCACAGUAACAAGGAAAUUCUGUAAAAUAUGGAAGAUAUACAGCUUAUCUUAGCCGCUUGACAGGGGCCUUUCUGUGUGGAACUGAUGAAGCGCCUCAACAUUCAGCGAAAACAAGAUUAUUUGUCCGACAUCACUUUGGUUUCGAGAGACAACGUAGAAUUUAAGGCCCACAGAAAUGUGCUUUCCGCCGCAAGUCCGUACUUUGACAAACUUCUUCAGGGUAACAUGAAAGAGAAUCGAAAAGGGAUCGUUCCGCUUGAGGAGAUUUCAGGAUCUGUUCUGGAAGAUGUUUUGGAAUUCAUCUACACUGGAACUGUGGAUGUGACCCAAGAGAAUGCCGAGGAACUGAUCGCCGCAGGAAAUUAUCUGAUCAUACCGAGCUUGAAAACUAUUUCAGGGCGGUUUUUGGAACGAGAAAUGUCAUCUAUAAACUGUAUUUCAACCUUUUACCUCGCUGAGAAAUAUGAGUGUGACGAGCUUAUCACCAACAGCAGGCGUUUUUUUCAUGAAAACAUCGUUUCCGUGGCAAAACUAGAUGAAUUUUUGCAGUUGGAAGCUAAAGAGAUCGAGAAGUGGAUUUCGUCCGACGAGAUUACAGUCAAUGAGGAAGCUGAUGUUUUUAGAAUCAUAUUAGACUGGAUAAACCACAGAAGGAGUGAGCGAAAAACAGCAUUUGAAGAACUGUUUGGUCAUGUUCGACUCGGUUUUCUGUCGCGUGACUCUUUGGAGGAUGUCGUGACAAACGAACUGGUGCGUGAGAACUUCGCUUGUGUUAAGUUGGUGAUGGAUGCAACCGCACAGAUGUCUAGCUUUGUUAAUGAAGAUGAUUUUCUGCAAUCACCAAGAAGAUGUCUUGAUACCCGUGUCAUUGUAGUUCGUGGUGGCAAGUACACUUUUUGUUAUAUUCUUAGAGAAGACUUGUGGAAGCGCCUACCAGAUGGUCUGAAGGACGAAAACGACUGGAACAAUCGGAUGAUAAAAUUUCGUAACCAGUUGCUCACUUUUACCAAAGAUCAAAUUUCAGAGAGAUACGAUCCUAUUUUUAACAUUUGGUCUGAGCUUAACUUGAGAAAAGAUCGUGCAAAGUUUGCCGUUCUUAAAGGAGAAAUUUAUGCUGUUCAUCUUGACUACCAUUGUACGAGAACUGUCACAGAGAGAUACAACGUAAAGCGGUAUGCUUGGGAGACAAUUCAUCCAUAUCAUGAACUGUGUAGAUGGGAUGCUUGUGUUAUUGCAGCCGGCAGCCAUCUGUAUGCGUUUGGUGGGAACAUUCCACACUCAAGUGACUACGUUGCCAUAGCUGAGAGAUUUGACACUGUGGAAAACAAGUGGGAGAGAAUUGCAGAUAUGUUGGAAGGAAGAAGCUACGCUUUUGGCGUGGCCUCUCGAGAAAAAAUCUUUGUAGCUGGAGGAGAAAACAUGACAGGAAGAUUAAAAACUUGUGAGAUGUACAAUACGUUAACAAACGAAUGGCACCUUGUUGCAAACUUGAAAGUCCCACGCUGUUAUGGUAGUAUGGUUUGUCUGAACGGAAAACUGUACGUACUGGGUGGAGAAAGUCGCUACACCCGAAGUGAACUAAGUGUUGAAUGUUUUGACCCUGCAAAUGACCAAUGGAUCCAGGAAACAACCAUACCAGUAACAAACAUUGACCCAGAAAAUAACGACAUAUUCACUGGCUCUGUUCUGAAGCUUUCAAGAGAAUUACUAGACAAACUUAUGAUUGUUGAGCAGUAGUCUCUCUGACACUUUACAGCUUUAUAAGAAUUAGUCAUGUUGUUCAUAGCAGACAGUUGGCACAGCCAUUUUUUUUAUUACCUUAAUUUAGAAGCUCGCCCAAGGAAAGGCUGGGUUAAAUCAAAGGUCCCCUCUUAUUAGUCACCGUUUACUUUGAACCUUAUACUUAAAACUCUCUCUGGGAGGGAAAACAAGCGUGAGUUGUUUUUCUUCUAAAUUAGAACUAGGAUCCUCCUGUCAUCCUAAUCUUUGUACCCUAUGCCCUUUUGCUUGCGUUUAUAUUCAAUCAGGGACCAAUAAUUAAUUAUUACUCGGGCCAACAGAGGGAUUUUGGGGGAUUAAACCUUUAACUCCCAAGAUCUGAUUGUCAAUUCUCCCUGCUUGCUGCUACACAUUUUCCUGUAAAUUAGUUACAGGAAUUUGCCGUUACAUCAAGAUAGCAACUUUUACCUGAUAAGUUUGAGUAUCCUCAUUAUAUUUAGCUGGAUAAUGUAUGAUUCAAGGGUGACAUUGUAAGGAGAUAUUAGAUGCUAAUCACUCUUGGGGAUCAAAGGGUUAACUUUGUAAAAUUACUUCAAUGCAUGUAAGAAAAUAGUCAUUUAUUUAAAGAAUGACAUAUAAGAAAAUUGUUCUAAGCACAAAACAGAGAAGAGCUAGUUGUGAGGGCUUGAGCCCCACCCAGUUACAAUUUCACUGUCAGAUUUUAUUCUAUCAGCUGAGCUGCAUAAAAGUAGUUGGUGACCCAGGCCACUAAAUGUUAAGUAAAUAUAAAGAGAAAAAUGUUGUGUUUUGACCACUUGGAUUAUAAGAUGAAAUGUACAGACUGAAAGCUCUCUCCAUAAACACUCCCCUAAAAAAAUGCAGUAUACAAUUAUCAAACGGAAGCUUUUACAGGCUUUCAAAUACAAGUGCAUGUAUAUUUUAUACUGAAAUGCUACCAGUCCAAAUAAACAGCUAACUCAUAGUAUAACCAAUCCCAUAGCAUAUUUGAGCCUUUUUGUUAUGCCAUGUGUCUUUACUUCUGAAAUUUUUCAUCGGGUUGGGAGGAAGGGGGGCAAAUCAAAUGAUAAUUUGUGAGAGGAUUUGGCUAUUUACUGGGUUCAUGAGUGACAGGUAUCCUGUAUUCAGUAAUGGUUAUAAUGUAUUUUUAUUUUAAGGAUGUUUCUAUAACAAGCUUAAUUCAAGUGGGCUUGCUUAAUUUAACCCUUAAACUCCCAAGGUCUGAUUGUUCAGUUUAUCCUCUAGUUACUACAAAUUUCCUUGUAUAUUGGUUAUGAGAAUUUGGUGUUAGAUCAAAAGAACAACUUCAACCUGAUAAGUUUAAUUAUUCCCAUUACCAAUUUGCUAGAUAUUGUGUGGAUAUUAUAGGGAGAAAUUACAUGUUAAUCACUUUUGGGAGUUAAAGGGUUUAGCAAAAAGUAAGUCAGAUGGGAUACUAAUCCUGGAUCAAAUAAACUGACUUUUUUUGAUUGAGCAAAACCUAAUUAACAUUUGUGAAAAGAAAACUCUACAAAAUUGUGCUAAAGUAAAACAUGCCAAUAGUGAGCACUAUUUCUAUUGUUUAUAAUUAGCAUUUUUAAAUUACAAACUUCAAUUCCUCUUUCUAGAAGUUCUCAGAUGUGUCAAGAUGAGUGAUGCUAGUACAAAUAUUUCCAAAACACUGGCUACUUAAAAAAACAGAAACAAAAAAAUUAAUAUAAAAACAAAAAUUAAAACAUUUAGUUUUAGGAAAGAAAAAUAUUUUUUAACUUAUCAAGGAUUUGGUCUCUAUGAGAGAAAAAAAGGCCAAGUCUUGUUGUUCUCUUGGCAUAGCAACAUUCUGCAGGGAAAAUUCAAUCGUUUUCCAUCUUGACUCAAGUUGAUGGGAAAGUUCAGUCAUUGUUCUAUCUACGGGUAACCUUACCUAUCUUUGAUCCAGGGGAUUCUAUUACUGUCACAUAUUGUUUUUUCAGUGCAUUUUCUUGAGGUUAUUUUCUUUCAUUUGAGUACAGUUUAUGCCCAGUUAUUAACUAACUAAAUCCUCUUCUUCUGGAUCAGCAAGAUAAUCCAAUACUCUUCUGGAGAACCUUAGCACACAGCCUUUAAAUGCCUGUUCAUUCUUCCCAUCCUCCUUCACUGGUAUGGUUGUCUUCACAAUCUGCUUGCCUUGUUUAUAACAAUCAACUGAAUGUUCUGGGUUUUUCUUGGUUUGGUCAAAGCCACCCAGCACAUACAAUGUUCCACAAAGACAAAGCAUGUUUACCAUGUGUGCUGUAAACAUUCAAGUUUGCAGUUAACUGCCAUUAAUUGGUGGAAAUGUCUAAGCAUGUCUGUGAUUUCUUCCCAUUUCUUUUCCAUAAUGUCAGAUCUGUCAGCUUUUAGCAGGUAUUCUGAGAAAUAAGGAAACUAUAAAAAAUCAAUGAACAAAAACUAAAUUUUUCUUAAACAAAAAUCCGAAUGUAAAACAGACAAGAGAGAAAACACUUGACACUUAAAAAGUGAGAGUUAACCUUUCGAUUACACUUUAGUUAAUAUGCACUAUGAUAUGGACGAGCAGUAAAUAUUUUGGCCUCCUAGACAGAUUUUAUUGUACAGGUAGGAUUAGUUUGAGCAUUAGUUUAUUUUUCCAAAGAAAGAAUUGUCACUGGUAAGUAAAGGUAUAAGAAACUUUUGAAUACAGCGAACCAAUGGUCUUCCAACGGGCCAGUAUUUCGAUCUGUAAAUCCUGCACUCUUCAGGGCCAGAAAUUUUUUGGGCGACCUUUGCCUGUAUCAUUUUACGUGAAAUCUUUUUUUGGAAAUAGAGGCCAAGUAUGAGACCACAACUAUUAUCUAGUCCCCAGCGAACCACGGCCAAGAGACUCGGAAAGUAAGACGGAAAACUGGGAACACUUAGACUUCAGCUUUCUAUCUUUUCCAUGUUUUUUUUCAUUAUCAGCUACAUUUAAGCGGAUUCUACUCAAGGAAAGUAAAUGAUGGAAGAUAUCCAGCCUAUUUUAGUUGCUAAACAAGCUUCAAUCUGUGUGGAAUUGAUGAAGCGCCUCAACAUUCAGCGAAAACAAGAUUAUUUAUGUGACAUUACUUUGGUGACGAACGACGACAUAGAGUUUAAGGCUCACAGAAAUGUUCUUUCCGCCGCAAGUCUGUUCUUUUGCAAGCUUCUUCAGAGCAACAUGAAAGAGAAUCGAGAAGGGAUUGUUCGGUUUGAGGAGAUUUCAGGAUCCGUUAUGGAAGAUGUUUUGGAAUUCAUCUACACUGGAACUGUGGAGGUGACUCAAGAGAAUGCCGAGGAACUGAUCGCCGCAGGAAAUUAUCUGAUCAUACCGAGCUUGAAAACUAUUUCAGGGCGGGUUUUGGAACGAAAAAUGUCAUACGCGAACUGUAUUUCAACCUUUUACCUCGCUGAGAAAUAUGAGUGUGACGAGCUUAUCACCAACAGCAGGCUUUAUAUUCACGACAACAUCGUUACCGUGGCAAAACUGGAUGAAUUUUUGCAGUUGGAAGCUAAAGAGAUCGAGAAGUGGAUUUCGUCUGACGAAAUUACAGUCAAAGAGGAAGCUGAUGUUUUUAAAAUCGUAUUAGACUGGGUAAACCACAGAAAGAGUGAGCGAAAAACAGCAUUUGAAGAACUGUUUCGUCAGGUUCGACUCAGUUUUCUGUCGCGUGACUGUUUAGAGGAUGUCGUAACAAACGAACUGGUGCGUGAGAGUUUCACUUGUGUUAAAUUGGUCAUGGAUGCAACCGUACAGAUGGCUACCUUUGUUGAUGAAGAUGAUAUUCUGCAAUCACCAAGAAUAUGUCUUUAUACACGUGUCAUUGUAGCUCGUGGUGGCAUGUACACUUAUUGUUAUCUUCCUGAAGAAGACCUCUGGAAGCGCCUACCAGAUGGUCUGAAGGAGCAAAACGCAAGUUCAACUCGGAUGAUAAAAUUUCGUGGCCAGUUGUUCACAUUCACCAAUGAUCAAAAUUCAGAGAUAUACGAUCCUGUUUUUGACGUUUGGUCCGAGCUGAACUUGAGCGCAAAUUCUGCAAAGGUGGCUGUUCUUAAAGGAGAAAUUUAUGCUGUUGAAGUUGACAACUUUUGUAGGAAAACUUCCACGAAGAGGUACAAUGUAACGCAGUAUGCAUGGGAGACAAUUCACUCAUAUCAUGAACAGUGUAGACUGGAUGCUUGUGUUAUUGCAGCCGGCAGCCAUCUGUAUGCGUUUGGUGGGAACAUUCCUCAAUCAAGUGACUACGUUGCCAUAGCUGAGAGAUUUGACACUUUGAAAAACAAAUGGGAGAGAAUUGCAGAUAUGCUGGAAGGAAGAAGCUGCGCUUUUGGCGUGGCCUCUCGAGAAAAAAUAUUUGUAGCUGGAGGAGAAAACAUGACAGGAAGAUUAAAAACUUGUGAGAUGUACAAUACGUUAACAAACGAAUGGCAACUUGUUGCAAACUUGAAAGUCCCACGCUGUUAUGGUAGUAUGGUUUGUCUGGACGGAAAGCUGUACGUACUGGGUGGAGAAAGUAAUUUAAACCGAAAGGAACUAAGUGUUGAAUUUUUGCACCCUGCAAACGACCAAUGGUUCCUCCAAACAACCAUACCAGACCUCGACCCACAAAAUAAUUCAUUCACUGGCUGUGUUCUUAGGCUUUCUGAAGAAUUACUGAACCGACUUUCUAAUUUUAGAAAUUACUAGACAAACUUAUGAUUGUUGAGCAGUAAUCUCUUUGACACUUUACAGCUUUAGAAUUAGUCAUGUUGUUCACAGCAGACAGCAGACACAGCCCUUCGUUUUUUAUUACCUUAAUUUAGAAGGUCGCCAAAGGAAAGGCUGAGUUAAAUCAAUGGUCCCUUCUCAUUAGUUACCGUCUGCUUUAAACCUUAUACUUUAAACUCUCUCACCAGAGAUAGCAUGUGUAGUCAUGUUUACAGCACUGGACUUCUAAGUCUUUAGGCACCUUUCACACUGAAAGCUUCUCAAGUCCAAACCGUAGCAUUGCUUGAAUGGACAUAGGGGCGUACUAGGGCCUGAGAGAGUAAAAUCGGCAAAAGUUUUCCUCUAGACUUUGUCCUAUUUGAAUGAAUUUCCUUCAAAUCCAGAAACCAAUAAGAAGUCAGGUUUGAAGAAGAGAAACGGGAAGCAGAUUAGUGAAUAACAGUAAAAGUAAAAUUGCUAUCUUAUUCAUAAAAACUGAAAAACAUUGUCAACUUAAAGGAAGAUCCUGAAACGGCUCGGAGUUCCAACCUCAAAGACGCGAUGAUUUUAAGUGCCUGCAUAAUUUGGAAAACAUGUCUUAAAUUAAUAGAACUAAAUCCAUUAAACCAGAAAGCCUUAAGGAAAAUAAUUUUCUCAAUGCUUAGUGGGGGGAGGUGGGGAUGGGGGGGGGUUUGAAGAUUUUGGGAGGAUCACAUGGUUUCUGGGGAAACGGAGGGGAAAGCAGUCGUUGUUAAGAAAGUGUAAGGGAUGGACUGGAGAAAAUUGACAGACAACUAACUUCCAAUGAGGGUAAGGGGGAGGGGUGGGUGGGUGUAUCAUGAAAAUAUUUAAGAGCCUUAUGGGAGCAUUAGGUAAAAUUAUCGUGACACAACCAAAAUCCACUUAACAACGCCCCAACCCUCCCCUGAGCGAUAAAUAAUGACCGGUCCUCUAUGAUUCGCUCCACUCUUUCACCGAGUCUGAAUGCUGGUGAACACGUGACUUGAAGUGGCUCUUGCCAUGAUCCGUUCAUAGGCCGAGUUUUGUUUGAAACAAUAUUGGAGUAGUUUCUUUCCACUUCAUACAAUAGAAUUAGAUGUUAUGAUUGGGGAGAAUUAAUAUUAGGGAGCCAAGAUUUGGGGGAAGGUAUCGUUUGGCUGACCACGGAGAAGAAGAACAAUGGUUUUAUGGCAUUGAUCAAUGUCAGUGUCUGAGCAACUGUGCACCUACCCCUCCCCUAACCCAACAACAGUCAACUGAUAGCAAGUUAGGGUUAAUGUUGGGUUAGGGUAGGGGAGGGGAGGGGUAGGUGCACACAACCAACUACAUUAUUCGAGAUUACAUUAUUGCAUGAUAAUUUCCUUCUUUCACAACUAACUUAGUUGAAGAAAACAAACCCUAGGAGAACAAAAGAACUUUAAGAGGUUGACAAAAUAAUUAUGGCCCUUCAUCAAGAUAUCGUAACAGUUUUUCAAAUUUUUCCGAACUUUUUUAAUAAAAACUUUAGGAUCGUGUUUUACAUCAAAUUGUAAAAUUAUCCAAAUAAUUUUGGCUAAAAUGAAAUCCUUCACCAAGAUAUCGAAGUAACAGAUUUUUCAGAUUUUUCCGCUCAAGAUACAUUGCCUUUAGAUUAGGAAGGAUUUUCCUUUUUUUUCAUUCAAUUUUGUGGUUAGCUUUUUUCAUUUCAAAUUUUUUAAGUAAUGCUCUCAAACGCUCUCCAACGGUACAUGUGUUUCUCGCAUUUUAAGUACGGUUGUUCGAGACCGAUUAUGGCCGAGAAAAGGCUUAUUGUUGCGUUACACAGCGUUACUAUUAUAUUCUCAAUUGUGUUGUAAAUCUACUUUCCUAAGUAAAAGGAAAUUAACUUAUCGCGAGUGUUGUAUGGUAAAUCUACUAACUUGAUCAUUGAAUGAAGGACAGUUGAAUUUGAGCCAUGAAUGGAAUCACUUGACCAAUGAAUAACUCUACAAUGCGCACAGCGACACACCGGGUAAGCCGGAAAGCAAAAGGUCGAUCGUUAAACGGUGUUGAUUGCUUGAGCGACUUCUGCUAUUCGCUUGCGCUUUUAAAUCUUCGAACCUGACAGCUUAGCUGUUAUUAGGGUACCCUUUAAUGACUUCCGUUUACGAUGUGAUAUUAAGGGUUAGUUUUAAGGUGUCAUUUCCCCAUCUGUAUGUUCUUGAGGUUUGGCAAAGCCGGAUGAGAUUGUGUUAAGGAAAUAAAAAACGAAUGGCUCUGUCUGCUUUCAGCUAUGAACAACAUGACUAAUUCUAAAGCUGUAAAGUGUUUCAGAGACCACUGCUUAACAAUCCUAAGUUUGACUUGGUUUGAUGCUACUCUGGUUUAAAGAUUUAAUGAAUGUAACCGAGAAGUUACAAUUCAUAGACCCAACGUUUCGACACUACUGUCUAGUGCCUUCAUCAGGGGUGAUCUAAACGCUGCAACAAGAGGUCCUUUUAUACGCUCACCAAUUAGCUGCGCUUGUUUCUGAAAGGCGUAAAUAGGCGUUAGGAAGUAACCCGCCAUCAUAACGAUUUAAAGGAGCGAGGGUGGAGUUGAUAUGCCAGGCUUCCAAACAAAGGCGCUGGUGGUAACGCCGAUUAGUGGUGAAAACUUUAGACUUAUCCCACCCAAUUUUAUGGUUGGUUACGCACGUGUGCUCCGAUAAAGCUGAAUUUUCUUUUUUGCAAAAGAAGACCGCUUUUUGAUGCUCUUUCAAACGUAAAUUUGAGAUAAUCAAAGAUUUGAAAUGGCUCUUUUAAAAAAAAAAGAAAAAUAACAAAAACAGUUCUUGUUUGAAAGUAAAGUAAAAAAGUGUCUGCGGGCCUGUGCGACUCCUGUUAUUCCUCCGUGACAAAUUCGUUGUUAGGAGGCAAUUGAAGACAUUCAGAAAGAAUCGAAACUGCAGUCUUGCCCGAGAAUCUAUUAAUUUGGCAGCAGUUUCACACACAGCAGAUGGCUGUGUGAAUAAUAUCAAAUUCGCGAGUUAUUUAACGGAGAAUCGUCCCUUGACAUGCAAACGCAUUCCAAAGAGGCAGCGACCUUCUAAUACACGAACCAUUUUCCAUGUCAUACACUUUAAAAAGGCGUCAAUACGGGAUUCGCGAAAGGAGAAGCCUUACGGCUUCUAACACCAAAUUCGUCACGCUUAACGUUUAUUAAAAAACGUACAGAGUUUCAAAUAUGCUUAAAGAAUAUAGAAUACCUAGAAUAAGGUUUUGACAAACGUAUCUUUGGAGUUAUGUUCCGCGGGAGAGACUGAUACUUAAAAAAAAAAAAUAGCGCGCACACAUGAAAAUAUUACCUUUUUUAAUCUAGAAGCUCACCUAAGGAAAGGCUGGGUUAAAUCAAAGGUCCCCUCUUACUAGUUACUGUUUUCUUUCAACCUUAUACUUUACUUUAUACUCUCACUAAAGAUAGCAUGUGUAGUCAUGUUUACAGCACAGGAAUUCUAAGUCGUUAAUUAUAAUUGUGUGUUAAGCACCUAAGUAGCAUCAAACCAUGUCCAACUUUUGAUUGUUAAGCACUUUACAGCUUUAGAACUAAUCAUGUUGUUUAUAGCAAACAGCAGGCACAGGCGUUCGUUUAUUAUUGCCUUAAUUUAGAAGCUCACCUAAGGAAAGGCUGGGUUAAAUCAAAGGUCCCUUCUUACUAUUUGCCAUUUGCUUUGAACCUUAUACUUUUAAACUCUCUCACUAAAGAUAGCAUGUGUAGUCAUGUUUACAGCAUAGGAAUUCUAAGUCAUUAAUUAUCAUUGAAUGUUAAGCACCUUUCACACUGAAUGCUUCUCAAGUCAAAACCAUAGCAUUGCUUGGCGUACCAGGGCCUGGGAGAGUAGCGUUAUACCAUUUCACGAGUCAACUUCGAGCCUGAGUCAAGUUGGUAGCCGCCAAAAAAAUUAAGAUAGAACAAACAAACCCGUUCAUAUAACGAAGUAUUCUAGUGACCUUCGUGCAGCAACAUCUCUACAUGAUUUUAAACUUAACAUACGUCACCACAGUUUUGAAUGAGUUUUAACACGGCAUCCUUAUAAAGCAGCUUUUAGUAUGUAGUUUAGGCUAGUUAGUUUAGUUAGAAAUGAUUAGUUGAUCUUGUAUCAUUUUAUAAUAUUUGCUGAAGGAUUUACCGUGUAUGAAUAAAGUUACCAUUACCAUUACCAUUACCAUCAAACCCGAAUGCCUUAAAGAAAAUAAUUUUUUUAAUGCCUAGUGGGGGAAGGUGGGAUCAAAGUUACAAAUAAAAAGGUUGACGGCAAUGUUGCGAGGAGUGUUUACAAGUUCAGAGAAAGAUGCGAUAGAAAAUGUGAAAAAGAAAACUUGACUGCACUCUUGAAACCGUAUCCAACUCUAUAAGUUACCAACAAGUUGGUUUUUCUACUCAUCCCCAGAGUCUCUCGGAGAAUUUGUAGUCUGGAGGAGGAGGCUUGGCAACGAGUUACACAACUUCCGCUUUCGAUAUCUUUCCUUAGUAUUCCGCAUCACCACAAAUAUUGGAAAGUCUCUCCUCGAUAAUAAUAGCAUUCGGUAAAAGAUGGAAGACUUACAGCCAAUGUCAGCUGUUGGGCAAACUUCUUUCUGUGUGGAAUUGAUGAAGCGCCUCAACAUUCAGCGAAAACAAGAUUACUUGUGCGACAUUACUUUGGUGACGAACGACGACAGAGAGUUAAAAGCUCACAGAAAUGUUCUUUCCGCCGCAAGUCCGUUCUUUUGCAAGCUUCUUAAGAGCGAAAUGAAGGAGAAUCGAGAAGGAAUUAUUCGAUUUGAGGAGAUCUCAGGAUGUGUUAUGGAAGAUGUUCUGGAAUUCAUCUACGCUGGAACCGUGGAAGUAACUCAGGAGAAUGCCAAGGAACUGAUCGCCGCAGGAAACUAUCUGAUUAUACCGAGCUUGAAAACUGUUUCUAGUCGAUUUCUACAAGAAGAAAUGUCUAAUACAAAUUGCAUCUCGACCUUUUAUUUCGCUGAGAAAUACGACUGUGUCGAGCUAAUCCGCAACAGCAGGAAAUUCGUCCACGAAAAUUUCGCAUCCGUAGGAGAAAUGGAUGAGUUUUUAAGCUUGGAAGCCAAGGAGGUGGCGGUGUGGAUAUCAAGUGACGAGAUUGCUGUGGAAGCGGAAGCCGACGUCUACAAGAUUAUACUUAAAUGGGUUGAACACAGCAAGAGCGAGCGAAAAGCAGCAUUUGAAGAGUUGUUUCGUCACGUUCGGCUGAAUUUCCUUUCGCGUGACUGUUUGGAGGAUGUCGUGACAAACGAACUAGUUCGUGAGAAUUUCGCUUGUGUGAAGCUGGUCAUGGAUGCUACUGUAAAGAUGGCUACUUUUGCGAGUGAAGAUGAUCUCCCGCAGUCACCAAGGAAAGGUCUGGAAACACGUGUUAUUUUAGCAUGUGGUGGCAAGUUCACUUUUUGUUAUCUUCCUGAAGAAAACCAGUGGAAGCGGCUGUCAGAUGGCUCAACCGAGAGAAAUCAGAAAACACAAAUGCUAGCAUUUCGUGAUCAGCUGUACACAUUUAAGGAGUUCAGCAAGGCAGAGAAGUAUGAUCCCGUGUUCAAUGGCUGGUCAAAGUCCGAUCUGAGAGACUUAUCAGCAGAUAGCGCCAUUGUGACUGUUGUCAAAGGGGAUAUGUACGCCAUUGAAGUUAACAAACCCGUUGGAAAGUCUACUAUCAAGAGAUACAAUGUGGAGCUUUGUACAUGGCAAACAGUUGUGGAAUCUCCCCAAGGCUGCAGGAACAGUUGCUGCGUUAUUGCAGGUGGCAGUUAUCUGUAUCUUUUAGGUGGAUCGGUCCCUGGCAAUGCUAGUUAUGUCUCUAAAGCUGAGAGAUUCAACAUUGCGGAAAGCCAUUGGGAGGAAAUCGCUGAUAUGCAACAAGGAAGAGGUGGUGCCUUUGGAGUGGCAAGUGAAGGAAAGAUUUUUGUCGCUGGAGGCUUAAACGAAAAGAACAAGGUGUCAAAAAAAUCCGAGAUGUACAAUGUCUCUACAAACGAAUGGCAUGUUAUUGGAAGCUUAAACACUUGGCGUGUGUAUGGCAGCAUGGUGUGUCUAAGUGGAACAUGCUAUGUACUGGGUGGCACCAAGAAUAAUAGGGAUAGAGUACUAUCAGUUGAAUGUUACGACUCUGGAGAAAACAAGUGGAUUGAGAAGACAUCCAUACCAGUGGAAAGGUACUUAAGUGAAAUUGAGGACACAUUCACCGGAUGUGUGAUGAAGCUCUCUAAAGGAGUACUUGAGAAAUCUGACUCUAUCAAGGAAAAGCCUAUCCGCCUUGGAUUUGGCACGCCAUCCACCAUGUCAACUCUCUUCGGCGCCUCCCCAGCCUUCACCUCAGCCAGCACUACUGGCUUCAGCUUUAACGCCUCCCCGGCCGCCAGUGCCCUCUCAGUCUUCACCUCAGCCGGCACUACUGGAUUCGGCUUUAACGCCCCCUCGGCCGCCAGUGCCUCCCCAGCCUUUACCUUAACCAGUGGCUUCACCAGCAACGUCACCGGCUUCAGUGGCGUCCAGUUAAGCCAACCAGCCGCGGCUCCUGUUCCUGUAUUCGAGUUGUCUGAUGAUGAUGACUGA